This is a messenger RNA of Vombatus ursinus (common wombat), 519 nucleotides long. RefSeq names its product myosin light chain 7 (gene MYL7). NCBI's taxonomy places the organism in Eukaryota, Metazoa, Chordata, Mammalia, Diprotodontia, Vombatidae. The transcript is spliced from 6 exons. Gene Ontology annotation, cellular component: myofibril; cytoplasm. Gene Ontology annotation, biological process: cardiac muscle tissue development; heart contraction. The record is from RefSeq and is a predicted model, not a curated record. Gene Ontology annotation, molecular function: calcium ion binding. Bases 73 to 519 code for a protein of 148 amino acids.
CGGAAGUCAGGGACUCGGGGGAAGGUGGCGGCUGCCAAGCAAGCCCAUCGGGGAUCUUCGAAUGUCUUCUCCAUGUUUGAACAAGCACAGAUCCAGGAGUUUAAGGAGGCAUUCAGUUGCAUUGAUCAAAACCGAGAUGGCAUCAUCAGCAAAUCAGACCUAAAGGAGACCUACUCCCAACUGGGAAGAGCAAACGUUCCUGAAGAAGAGUUGGAUGAGAUGCUACAGGAAGGCAAGGGCCCAAUCAACUUCACAGUCUUUCUCACACUCUUUGGGGAGAAACUCAAUGGAACAGACCCUGAAGAAUCCAUCCUCAGCGCCUUUCGCAUGUUUGAUCCCAGCGGCAGUGGGGUUGUCAACAAAGAAGAGUUUAAGCAGCUCCUUCUGACCCAGGCAGACAAGUUCUCUCCAGCUGAGGUGGAGCAAAUGUUUUCAUUGACGCCUAUGGACCUGUCUGGAAACAUCGACUACAAGUCUCUGUGCUACAUCAUCACCCAUGGAGAUGAGAAGGAGGAAUGA